Messenger RNA from Aegilops tauschii subsp. strangulata, 1156 nucleotides. Its product is annotated as acid phosphatase 1. The record is from RefSeq and is a predicted model, not a curated record. Gene Ontology annotation, molecular function: acid phosphatase activity. Lineage: Eukaryota; Viridiplantae; Streptophyta; Magnoliopsida; Poales; Poaceae.
CCUCCCUAUAAAAUCCACACGUACGCCCGCUGCUGCUACUCGGACACAAGUCUCGAUCGACCCGUCUGCCGCGAGCAUCAUUGACGCGUCGAUCCAGCCCACGUUUGUUUGGUAAUCCCGGGCGCGCGGCAUUGAUGGGUUCCUCCCAGGCGCUUGCUCUGUGGGUGGUGAUCACGCACCUCCUCUCCCUUGGCGGCGGCUUCGUCAGCUGCGCCAAGCCGAGCUUCUGGCCGAGCUCCGCGACGCACGACGACGCCGGCUGCCUCAGCUGGCGCGUCAUGGUGGAGGCCAACAACGCGAGGGGCUGGCGCACGGUGCCGGCGCCCUGCGUCGGCUACGUCAAGGCCUACAUGACCCGGGGCCAGUACGGCAGGGACCUGGACAGCGUCAUGGAGCAGGUGUCCGCCUACGUCGACCAGAUCGCCGCCGCCGCCGACGGCCUCGACGCCUGGAUCUUCGACAUCGACGACACCUGCCUCUCCAACCUGCUCUACUACCAGGCCAAGCGCUUCGGGGCGUACGAUCCCAUGGCCUUCAAGAAGUGGGCUAGCCAAGGGGCCUGCCCGGGGAUACCUCCGGUCCUUGGGCUGUUCGCGGCGCUGCAGGACAAGGGAUUCAAGGUCUUCCUUCUCUCCGGGAGGGACGAGGAGACUCUGGGCUCCUGCACGUCCCAGAAUCUAGAGUCGGAGGGGUUCUCAGGGUACGAGAGGCUCAUGAUGAGAACUCCCGAGUACCGAGGGCAGAGCUCGUCGCUGUUCAAGUCGGCGAUGAGGAAGCAGCUGGUGGACGAGGGAUACAGGAUCCGCGGCAACCUCGGGGAUCAGUGGAGCGACCUGCAGGGCGAAAACGUCGGCGACCGCGUGUUCAAGAUACCAAACCCCAUGUACUUCGUCCCGUGAAAACACAUGGGUCGCCGGCGGCCGGCUGCCGGUGUGCUCGCUGGCCUGCCUGCCUGAUCGACUAAUUCGUAGGCCGUGUAAACAACGGCCGAUAUGCGGCAAAACAAGCAUAGUACUCCCUCCGUAAACUAAUAUAAGAAUGUUUAGAAUACUAAAAUAGUGAUCUAAACGCUCUUAUAUUAGUUUACAGAGGGAGUAGAACGUAAAUCAAACACUCGAAUUGAAGACACAUUUUCCUGUCAUUAAUUUUCGUGAUA